Messenger RNA from Cylas formicarius (sweet potato weevil), 2053 nucleotides. Its product is annotated as UDP-glucosyltransferase 2-like. Bases 282 to 2021 code for a protein of 579 amino acids. The record is from RefSeq and is a predicted model, not a curated record. Lineage: Eukaryota; Metazoa; Arthropoda; Insecta; Coleoptera; Brentidae. The transcript is spliced from 8 exons. Gene Ontology annotation, molecular function: UDP-glycosyltransferase activity.
AAUUUGACAACAUUAGUUUUCGUCUAUUUCUUACAAGUAGUGCCGACGAUCAGGAGAUUAUUCUUGACUUGGCCCAUAUUUUUAAUAUAGCCAAUUUGAAAAUGUAAAAAAAUGUACAAAUCAAAAUUAGGAGAUUUAGAAAUACGAAGAAGGCCCUGCUUAUUAGUUAUUAUUCUGGUGCUGCCAUGCAUUGUUGGCCAGUUUCACGAAAAAUAUUCAAAGGAUUUUGGCAUCGGCCAUGUUAAUACUUCCCGACCCCCCAGCCCCCCCAUUUUCAAUAUAUGAAGUCGAUAGCUUCAAAUUUCGGACACUUAUCGUGUUUCAUAGCAAGGUCCAAAAGUAGUGGAAAAUCUCGAAAAAAAGAUGGAAACCAACUAUACUGCGCGCAUGACGACACCAUGAUCUUAUCUGGCCACUCGAGAUACCUUCAAACAAAAUCGUCACUAGUGAACGACAUUACGAACAUGUGGUUACAUUGGUUCACGGUCGCUUUGCUAUGUUUCUACAAUUCGUGCCAGGCGGCCGAUAUUUUGGCCGUGGCUCCUCAGCCGCAGCUGAGCCACCAGAUAGCCUUAAGGCCCCUUUGGAUUGAACUGGCUAAGCGAGGACACAAUAUCACUUUGAUCACGACUCAUCCCGCAAGGAACUCGACGCUGAAGAACUUGAGAGAGAUAGAUAUCGGCUACUGCAUCGAUAUUAGAGAGAGAUACAACAUCACGAGGAUGGCCUGCGAUGAGGCCGUGAGUUCCGUUACCGUAGCAACGGCGAUUACCAACGCCAACUUCGAGUGUAUGGAGGCUCAGCUCUCGAGUGCGGAGGGUCAAAAUUUGCUUAACAACCAAGACAACCAUUUCGAUUUGCUCAUAACGGAAGCGCAAUUGGCCACGACUAUAGCGUUCAGUUGGAAAUUUCAAGUUCCUUAUAUCGGAAUAACUUCUUUGGACGCUUCACUUCCCUUCCAUAUAGCGGCCGGAAAUUCCAUCCAUCCGAUAGCCGUGCCCGAUCACAACCUCCGAGUCCAAGAUCCCGCCCAUCUAAGCUUUUCCGAGAGGUUUUCCAGCGCAUUUUACAACUACGCCUACCGGCUGCUGCUGAGGUUCCAAUUUUAUCCCGAAGCGCACUCGAGGAUGAAGAAAUUUUUCGGCGAAGAUCUGCCGCCAUAUACUGAGCUACAGAAAAACAUGAGCAUGCUAUUCGUUACCACUAACCCCCUGUUUCAUUCGGUGAGGGCGUUGAUGCCCAACACUAUUACGUUCUGGAACGGUCUUCAGAUAUCCGAGGAGAAACCACUGCCAAAGGAACUCGCCGAGUUCUUAGACGAUGCGAAGCAUGGGGCGAUAUUCUUCAGUUUCGGAAGUAUCAUCCCGGCCGAUCUGGUAGACGACAAGACGAAGUUGGAGAUUAUGGAAACCUUUGCCAAACUUCCGUACAAAGUUUUGUGGAGGAUCAAGCACGAGUUUACGAAGAUCCCGCCGAACGUCAGGGUCGAAACCGGCUGGGUACCGCAGCAGGAUAUUCUGAGGCACCCAAAUUUGAAGCUGUUCAUAAACCACGGAGGAUUGCAAUCGCUUCAAGAAGCGGUGGUACACGGGGUACCGUCGAUAAGUGUGCCGUUCUUCGGCGAUCAUUUCAUGAACGCCCGCAGGAUGAACCUGCUUGGUUACGGUAUAGAGAUCGCGAGAAGCGCCCUCAACGAAAAAACCCUGACGGAAGCGGUGACUAAAAUAAUGACCGAAUCGAAGUACCGCGACAAGGCAAAGGAAGUCGGGGAGAUAUUUAAAGACUUGGAUUUUCCUUCUUUGGAAAAGGCCGUCUGGUGGACCGAGUACGUAAUCAGGAACAAAGGGGCGUGGCACCUUCAAAACCCCGCGCUACGCAUACCCCUCUGGCAGUAUUACCUCUUGGAUGUCAUCGGGAUCGUUUCGUUGGUCGUGUUUGCCUUCUUCUACUCGUUGGUUAAAAUGUGGAGGCUUAUGUUGAGGCUAGUCCUGCGAAAGCGCAGGAAGGCAAAAACCGAAUAAUGUUGCUGUUUUACAAUUCGUAUGUAUUUGUA